Messenger RNA from Harpia harpyja (harpy eagle), 2663 nucleotides. RefSeq names its product E3 ubiquitin-protein ligase TRIM7-like. The coding region runs from base 1000 to 2544 and encodes 514 amino acids. Lineage: Eukaryota; Metazoa; Chordata; Aves; Accipitriformes; Accipitridae. The transcript is spliced from 8 exons. The record is from RefSeq and is a predicted model, not a curated record. Gene Ontology annotation, molecular function: zinc ion binding; protein binding.
GGCCCAGGUGACAUCAGAAGUGGUGGAGGAUGGCAGGGAAGCUGCUGGAAAAAGAGGUCAAGUUUGCUCAUCUUAAAAAGAGAGAAGGAGGGAGAUGGUGGUGAAUUUAGACUGGUCAGCAUAGCUUAAUUUCCUGCAAUGUACUGGAAAAAAUAGCUAAGCCGUUCAUCACCUAAAAAAUAACCGACGUGGCUUUGCAGUAUGUUGGGUUCCUUCCCUUGCAGGGAGGAGAAAAAUGGAGAUUUUAAAUCUGGAUGGACCAGGAUUUUGAAACUCUCGUACAGCAAACAAGGGGACUGUGGACUCGCCGAUAAUUGAAUGCUGAGCAUCGAAACCCGGCGUCCAGCUGCGCGGCUUUGCCGAGGGUUGGGCUGUGCAUAAGCCUGUCGUAAGCCUGGUGCUAAUUAAUAUUUCCCCAAAGCUUCGGCUGAAAGAGGUGGGAUUGUUGGAUUUGUGGGUCGCAGGCACAGGGGAGGAUGCUGAAGGUUGGGAUCAGCGCUUGCAUCGGUGGGCAACGGCACGUGGGCAGGUACGAGACGAACAUUUAUCUGUUACUGGAGAAUAGAGAUCCCAUCGCCGAACACGUAGGCAGGAGUAUUUCUGGCAUGGGAAAAGCUUUUCCCCCAGGUGGAAAAUUGCCUAUUGCUGGAGUGUCUGACAAGAGCAUCUCGACCGAAACCCUUUCGGGAUGGGUCCAAUCCUGAUGCCGGACCUCGGAGCAGGGAAUGACCGCGGUGACCCUCUGCGCACGCCCUGACUUAUCUCGCUGAGGAGAUCUGAAGCACUUCUCUCUUUUUUUUUUUUUUUUUUUUUUUUGGUGCUGCAUGAUUCAUUUCCUCUGUCGAGUCACUUCUCACAGUUGCACGGAGUUGCAGGCGUCCUGCGUGGCCAGAGCUGCAGCUGCAGAGGUGGCCAAGAAGAAAGCAAAGCUUAGAUUACUCAUUUGCAAUUAAACCAGCGACUCCUUAGCUUGGGCACAUACAGAGGAAGGAGAGAGCCAUGGCCGAGUGCAACCCACUGGAGAGUCUGCAGAAAGAAGCAUCUUGCUCCAUCUGCCUGGAUUAUUUCAGUGACCCCGUGUCCAUCAACUGCGGACACAGCUUCUGCCGGGACUGCAUCACGCGAUGCUCAGGAAAAUCCGACCAGAGGUUCGCCUGCCCCCAGUGCCGAGGAAUUGCCCAGAAAAGAAAAUUUAGACCAAACCGUGAGCUGAGGAACCUGGCGGAGAUCGCCAAGAAGCUGAGCAUGCAGGCAGGGUAUGUGACCGGAGCAGGCAACGUGUGCCCAAAACAUCAGGAACCGCUCAAGCUCUUCUGCCAGGAGGACCGGACGGCCAUCUGCGUGGUGUGCGACCGCUCCCACGCUCACCGCGCUCACACCGUCGCCCCCAUCGAAGAAGCCGCCCAGGAGUGCAAAGAGCAAAUCCAAAGCAAGCUGAAGAGCCUCAAGGAUGAAAGAGAAAGGCUCCAAGGACUAAAACUGACUGAGGAGAAGAGAAGCCGAAAGUAUCUGCAGCAGACAAGAGCCGAGAGGUGGAAAAUCACGUCAGUGUUUAAGCAGCUGCACCAGUUCCAGAACGAGCAAGAGCGUCUCCUCCUGAUGUGGCUGGAGGACACGGAGAAGCAGAUAGUGCAGACCCAGACAGAGAACGACAGGAAGAUCUCCACGGAGAUCUCCCACCUGGGCAACCUCAUUCAGGAGCUGGAAAGGAUGAGCCCACUGCCAGAGAAUAAAUCCCUGCAGGAUGCCAGGAGUGCCUUGACCAGGUAUGUGACUCUCCCUUUCCAGAGGGGACGGUCUUCCCCAGCACAAUGUCAAGAAGCAGACAUGAGCAGGGGAGCAGGAAGGGUUUAUCCUCUCUACCAGAGUCCCCAGCACUCAGGGUGUGAAGCAAGGACCUUCCAGCAACUGACAGAGAAGUUCCCUAGAGUGGAAAAGAGACUCAAGGAUUUAUCUCAGAAAAACAUCAUUCUGAAGGAAGCCCUGAGAAAAUUCAAAGAGAGUCUCCCAGUUGAACUGGAUGUGCAGUGGGCAAACGUGACUCUGGAUCCAGACACAGCAAACCCCCACCUCAUCCUCUCCGAGGACCGGAGGAGCGUAAGGUGGGAUGAAACACCCCAGAAUUUGCCCAACAGUCCCCAGAGAUUUGACACCUACUGCUCCGUGUUGGGUUGUGAAGGCUUCACAGUGGGGAGGCACUACUGGGAAGUGCAGCUGGGGAGCAGGGGAUUUUGGGCUGUGGGAGUGGCCAGAGACUCGGCAUGGAGAAAGGGUUGGAUUAACCUCGACCCUUCCCAGGGGAUUUGGGCUGUUGGCAUCUGUGGGGACAGGUUUCAAGCUUUCACCUCCUUCGAAACUGUUCAGCCUCUGAAUGGGAGGCCAAGGACUGUCCGUGUCUCUCUGGAUUACGAGAAGGGACACGUGGCUUUCUUCGAUGCUGAUAACGAGACCUUGGCUUUUGCUUUUCCUCCAACUUCUUUCAAUGGAGAGAAAAUCCUGCCUUUCUUCUGGGUUUGGGAGUCCAAGAUCCAGCUGGUUCCCUGAAACAGUAUGGGCAGCAAGAUGGACAUUACAUGCUCUGGACAAGCCUUUGGUUUGAUCCAGGAAACCACACUAUAUUUCAGGACUCUAUGGAUGGUAAAGAAUAAAGUGGAGCAAAUGAG